UAUGCACAGUGAUGAGGAUAAUGCACUUAGAGUGAGCUACUGUCAAUGUCAAUGAUUUUCAUGACAGAAAACAAGCAAUUUGAGGCUCCAUGCGAUACCAAUCUGGACGUGGAGUGGCUCACUUUGCGUCGACAUGCUUGUUUGUUUUGGACUUUUUGGAUUAUUGCUGUACAACACAGUGGUUGCCAACGCAGUUUGUAGUUUCACAUACUCGCACAAAGACGAGAUUCGAGCCCUUUCACAACAUUAUCAACAGAAAGGAUACAGACAGUGCGAAUUUCAUAUAAGAGCACCAAGGAAUAAUUUUAUCGAGCUGAAUUUUACUCGAUUUUUUGGCUUCCGGUCACAGUCUUCCAUGACAACCGGUAAUUUACGAACAGAACACACUGAAGACCACAGCUCAGAUGAGUGUUUGCCUCCAGAGGUUGUGUUAAAGGAGAAAAAUAGCAGUGAGGAGGAUUUAGGAAGAAUUUGUAAAAAUACAUACAACUUAGGAAGCCCAAAAGUCUUUCAUUCAAAGCUUAAUGUUGUAAAAAUUACUUAUAUAUGGUUGCAAAACCAUUCCAGUGGAUUUACUGUGGAGUUUGACUUUCACCACUAUAACUCUUCAUGUGUUCAUAUCUGUGAUGACCGUGUAUGCCUGUCGGAUGUACAGUUGUGUAACGGUAAAUUUGAGUGUGCUGAUCAGUCAGAUGAGCAGAAUUGUCCCCCCUUAUUUCAGAGCACCGGUGCUUCUCAGUCCUCCACUACAAAUGUUGACCUGAUAAAAGCCUUUGCUGUUAUUAUAAGCAUAGUUUUAAUGCCCGGACUUUUCAUCAUCAUUUGUGUGGUAAGCCCGUGUCCUCUACGAUCUCGAAUGUGGCGGCGUCGUAGACGGAGCAGAGAGAGAUUAGAACAUAGUCAGCUACGACCAGAGUCACAAGUCUCCGAGGUAGUGUAUGUUCCUGUAUCUACGCCUUCUACAAGUCAAGAUAAACUCCUAGAGCAUCAGAUCUCACAAGUUCACGAGCAUCAAGUGCGCGUACGUUCCGUACAAACAGACACUAUGUUAGACCUACCGCCACAAAUCCCUAUCUCCAAAGAUGGAGAGGAGGGUUAUAUUGAAAGUCAAAAACAUUUAAUACGUAGUCGAUAUAUUGAUCAGUUAUUUCGGCCACCUCCGAAUAAGACAGUUCAUGAUAGAGAAAGCCCACCCCCUUAUUAUUCAAACUCUGCCAGUUUAGAAAAUUUAGGAAAGCCCCCUACCAGAAUAGUGAGAGACUCAAACGGUUGCCCGAGGAUGUUAAGAUGCUAUAGCAUGUCGUCGAAUGUUUCAAAUUCUUCAUCGGCUAACGGGCACAAAGACGUGCAAAAAAAGACAAUUACAAAAUCACACAAUAGGACUUUGUCUACAAAUUCAGCUGGCAGAAAAACUAGGACUGUCAGUGAUAGUGUAUCACCAAAUGAACAGACGGAUGAACCGCCCGACUAUAUGGGCGUGUGUUCUAGUGAUAAUAAUAAAGUUAGUCCGCAAAUGGACAGUAAUGUAUGAUAGUGAGCCAAGGAGAUUUCCUGGAUGUAUAUAAUGUGAAACUUAACUAGGAGUGCUAUGGUUGUACAAGUGGUGGAUGACCUAAGCCUCAGAGGCUGUGUGAUUUUAUAAGAUUGGAGUAAAUUAUAAGAUAUAUCUAUACCUGAAUGUCUAGUGAUCUAUUUAAUGUGAGGACCUUAAAAGGUUGCCUGGUUCCUAUCGAGAUACUUUAACAGUUCAAAUGUGAUUCCCUUUUUUGUAACUUUUUUUUUUGCGCGUACUUGAGGACAGCUAUGAAAUUUCACAUCAUUGGUGUAUAUAUAAGAAGGAAAAUAUCAUCAACAUUAAAAUGGUGUGUAAUAAAAUUUCAGUGAAAGCAGAUCAAAAUCAUUAGGGCAAAUUUUGUGUGAUACAAUUCAUAUUUUGUUUGUAAAAUAGGUGCCAAUAUAGCUUUGAAUUAGUUGUUGAAGCAGUACCACUGUGAAAUUUAGGGCUAUGUCUGGACUGUGACAAUAUUCAGCUCUUCCUUCAAACAAAGUUUAUUAAUGUAGCUAGUAAAACAGAGUUUGUAUACCAGUCUCCAACAUCACAGCCUUGAAAUCAGCCAAUGACAAGGCUGCAUUCUUAGGCUAGUCUAACAUCUAGCAUCUGAUUGGUUGAUUGACAAGGUUGCAUUCUUAGACUGGUCUAACCUCUGGCAUCUGAUUGGUUGAUUCAGCCUUGAAAUCGGCCAAUGACAAGGCUGCAUUCUUAGACUUGUCUCCUGAUAAAGAGCAAGAGUGACUGCAUGUAUAUCUAAGAAACAGAGUACAAACCUAAGGCAGACACUGUUACUAUAUUGUACUGUAUAAUAUGGUCAGGUAUUGGUCAAGUUUCACCACUAUGCUGCAUCAAAUCAAUAUUGGUUUGGUCUAGUAAAAGAGGGAAAGAGAAAAAAAAUAAGCUUCUUUACCCAUGAACUUUUUAAGGAUUUACCCUGUCGACUGAUAAUAUUUCUCAUUUGUUUAUUUCUCAACACAAAAACUUUGAUUGUCGAAGAUCAGAUUGUCCUUAUACAAAAACUGAUAUUGUUGAAAUUUGUCACAGUCACAAACAUGCCUAAAUUUACAGUCUGGUUCAAUAUAUUCAUUGUGAUAAGAAUGCUUUGUGAACUGUUGAUUGGUUGAAGCUGAUCAUGUGAUAUAAAACUGAAAUGUCAUUGGUCGUCAUGUGAUAGGUAUUGAACAGGCCUGUUCCCUUUUCUUGUCACCUUUAUAUUAGGCUUAGAUAUGUUAAUGGUUGUCAGAAAUGUUGGUUAGCAAAACCUUAUUGUGAUACUUUGCUCUGUUUAUUGUAAGGCCAUGCCAUUUUGUUUCUGUGUUUGGUUUAAACCUAUUUAUUUUACAUGGAUAGUAAAAAUGUGCACAAAACUCUGUCUGUCAUUGAGAACGUAAAGUGUUUUGCUCAUCUAGGUGCGCCAAAGGCUUGAAGGUGAUCUGUGAAGAUCAUGCUCUGUCUCCCGUACAGUUGCAGCAACAAAAAUUAAGGCAGAAUUUCAACAAACUUUUCCAGAAAGCUGUCUCGAGUGUUUUUCAAAUGGUUUGCCACCCUGAAAAUGAAAAACAAAGUUAAGUCAAUCACUUUUAAGAAGGUCACCAGUCAUGGUCUGUAGCAUACUAGGAUGAAUGUCUCUCAGUAUGAAUCAGUUUGUUCCAUUAACCUUUAGCCUACUAAAUUUCUAAAAUGGACUGGUCCAUCAUUCAAUUUGGACAAUACCAUUUAUUAUUUGUAGGGGUGUUGACUGAAAAUUUACUGACUGAAUAGCAAACAGUGCAGACCAUGGUCAGACUGCACGGAUGUGCAGGCUGAUCUUGGUCUGCACUGGUCGCAAAGGCAGAAUCACUGGCCGCCAGCAGGCUAAAGGUUAAACUACACAGGGGAUGCUAAAAGUAAAUAUUAAGAAAAAAAAACAUGUUCAGAUUACUGUUCUGAUUUGUACCAGACUGUGUCUGUUGCUACCAUAAAUGGUCCGAGUUGAUUUAUAUGGGUUUGCUCUAUUUCAAACAUGGGGUCAGAAAAGCUGACUUGAUGUUCACAAGACAAAAUCUUUAACAGCCAUUCCUAGAUCUUUAAGUUAAAUCAAACACUUUUGUUCCUCAGUACGUAUGUCACCAGAACUUAAAAUAGAAACAAAUAUUUUCUCAUUUACCACUUGUAUGGAUCUUCACGAAACUUGGUCUGUAGCAUCCAUUUGGGGGCCUUUCUAAAGAGAAAUUUAAUGAUUUGAUUUAGAAGAUAAUUUAGUUGGAGCAAGGUCAUAUUCCUAGUUAGAAAAAAAUAUCUUUCUUUAAAUUUCUGACCAGACUUUCCAAUUAAAAGAUGCUUAAAUCAGCAAUCUUGCAGUACUUAGCAACAUAAUCUGAAUUAUUUUCUACAAGUUUUUCCACCUUUUCUCCUAGAUUACUGUAAGUGCAGUCAAAUUAACCAAUAAACUCGGGAGAGUUAUACUCCCAAAAACAUGUGAAAAGAAAAACAAUGCAAAAUAUCUUCAAAAACAAACUCUAGUAAAGUUAGCAUUAAAACCACAAUUGCUUUUAUACAGAACUACUUAGUUUAAGAUUUUCUUUUUGAGACAUAAUCUUGUAUUUUGGAUCAUACUCAUGGUAAAAUAAUACAGGCAGAUUUCUAAGACGGUCAAACAGUGUGUAAUAUGUAUAUGAUGGUCAGUUUUAUGUUUGAAAUCGUGUUUAAAUUGUUUCAAUCUUCAUUGAUCCUGAAAGAACUGCCUUUUCUUAUCAUUUUAUGAUUUACCUGAGAGGUAUGUCCGCAAAAAAUGUUUUUUCAAAAAAGGGUGAGAUUGAGUAUUGUUUUUGUCCCCAAAGUUUCGCCUAAACCAAAGAACUACCACAUUUUUGCGUAAAACAGGUCCUGAAUUAUUUUGAAUGGACACACAUAAUCAGUUAUAUUGUUCAGCUUUAUCUUCAUUUUUUUGUGUGCAAAUAACAGGCACUAAAAUCUGCAGAAAUUAAAUAGUACUUUACUAAAAAGUAAAUAUUUAUUUCAUAAUUAUUUGUUUUCACGGUUGCAUAUUUUGCUAAGUAAUAUUAUUACUUUCAUGGAAAUGUUUGUGGGAUUAAAUUUUUAAUACAAAUAUUUUAUUUAAAUGAAAGACUUUUGAAAAUAGGAAAAAGAACUACAACAAUCCUCACAUCACAUCAGUUAUUUUAGGAUUAAUUUCGUUGGACUUAACAAUCAUAUUUUGUUAAUAUUACAUUGCCGUCAAGUUGGAGAGUAAAUAAAAAAUCAAAAGUUGAGGUUGACAGUAUCAUUGUCCCACAAAAAGUGAUGUGAUAUUUAUUUUAUUAUUCCUAAAGAAGCUCCCCAAAAGAUUCGACAUUUUUCUAAAUGUACCAGAACCAAAUUUCAUAAAAAUGGAGAUUUGUAUUAGUAUUUACAGAAAAGAAUAUACAAAAAAAUGAUUCGCAUAGGCCAUAAAAGAAGCAAGCCUUGCACCACAGAACUAGAAGUUCUUACAUAUUACCAUACGUGAUUUAACCUUUACCCUGCUAAAUUUCUAAAAUGGACCGGUCCUUCAUUCAGUUUGGGCAGUAGCAUUUAGUUUUUUAAGGGGUGUUCACUGAACAUUUACUGACUGACUGAACAGCGAACAGUGCAGACCAUGAUCAGGCUGAUCUUGAUCUGGAUUGAUCCCAAAGACAGAAUCACUUGCCACCAGCAGGCUAAAUGUUAAUGUACAUGUUGCAAAUUGAUAAGUUUUACAGAAAUAAGAAAUGCCUAGCGCUAAACUGUUACUGUUUAACAUAUACGACCUCAGUAUCACAUGAACUGGACUAUCCCCGAUGGUCUGAUUUGUUUCUUUAUAUCUUCUUUACUUGGGCAUUAUAGUUGUUGUUAAGAAUUUUUUAACUAACUAGUUUAUUGGAUGAAUUGAGGCAAAUGUUGCAGAAUAUAGGUAUAUGUCUUGCAUAGCAACUAAGUGAUAAAAUACAUUUUUUUUUAAAUAAAAAAUACAGUUAAUUUUGAUUCCUUGAAAAGGUUCAAAACUAUACAACGUUUGAUGAUCUAUAGUUAUGACUGUUUUAACAAUUUUCAAUUUUUAAAAUUUAAUGGUUAACUGCUCACUUACCUAGCUUAUUUUGGAACUAUGUUAAGCACCGGAUCAGAUGGAAAAAAAACACAACAAUAAUCAUACAUAUUUCAUCUGUAAAUAAAAUGGUAGUGUUUUUUUCAAAAAAAAGCUUGGCUUUUUUUUUUUAUUUGAGAAAAAAAUUUAUUUGAAAGUCGUGGUAUCGGUGCAAACAGUGUAGUUACUGACGAUCCUGAAAACUUGCUGUAUAUAUAGCCACAUUCAAAUUGUUUAUAACUGUUAUGUUUCUAUAAGUGUUUAUGUGUUAAAUUUGUUUUUAAGUGAUUAAAACGAUGAAAUUAACAUGUUUAACCUUUAGCCUGCUAAAUUUCUAAAAUAGACUGGUCCAUUAUUCAAUGCGGGCAAAACCAUUAUUUGUAGGGGUGUUCACUGAAAAUUUACUGACUGAAUAGCGAACAGUGCUGAUCUUGGUCUGCACUUGUCCCAAAGGCAGAAUCAGUUGCUGCCAGCAGGCUUAAGGUUAAAGGGAGAAAUCUACACCAACUAAUGCCCUCUAUACAAGCAAGUUGUUCUUUAUUCCCAUUUACCAUUUUUGUACAGAUUUAUAUUUAUAUAUGACUCCCAUGAAUCAACAAUGAAAUAGUACAGUCGAACUUCAUUCACCCAAAACUCGGAGAAUUCGAACACCACCCUUUGCUUGAACUCAUCGUUGGGUCCUGGCAAAAUCCCUUUGUUUUAUAUUGCUCCGUUGGCUCGAAUUACCAAUAACUCAAACAAAUGUUGCCAGUCCGGUCAAGUUCGAGCGAACAAAGUUUGAUUGUACUUUACAAAAAAGUAUGCAGUUGAAACAACUGUCACAUAGUAACUGUAUAUUUCUUGACACUGGAAACGGUCAUUGUUUCGUAUGAUACGCAAUUAUUUAUUUUUUCUUUUCAGUUGUGUACAAACUGUGACCACAAUGGUUAUCAAGUUAUGUUUUAUCUUUGUUAUUUGUUUUUGCAGACUAAUCGCGUGUUAUUUUAAUGUCCCUGAUGAGAGAAGAGAUAACAUAUGUGUAAGAUUAUCCAUGUAUAGGUUGCAGAGCUCGUGAACCGCAGCUUUUAAAAUCUUUAGUUCUUCUUUUUCAAUGCAAGAAAGUUUUUAUUUGUAAACAUAAGCCAAGCAUUAAUUUUAUGGUUUUUAUAAUUCGAUGAAUUUUGAAAAAUAUAUGUAAAAGUUAAAAUUGAAACAUUGCUCUGCUACAGGCACUUACUCAAUUAAAAAUUAUUCAAGGAACAUAAGAUAAAAAUAGGCAACACUGAACUACAUUUAUAGCCCUGUUGAAACUUUGCUAUCGCGCUUGUUAGUUAGGGGGUAUUUGUUUUCUGUUAAGUAAUGCAGGAGUUAUGUCCCAUGAUUUACAAAAUAGUGUGUUUCAUGUCUUCUUAGAAUUAGCAACAUCAGGCCAAGAAGUUGUAGAUGGCAUUGAAGCAGGUCUGUGAAAAUUUUAAUAGAUAUUUAUACUUAUAAUAUAUUGAUUUACUAACUAAAUGGUCUUUGCAUACUGUUUCUAUAAAGAUGUUAUAUAUUAAAAUGUGGCUUUUAUACCUGUCACCUACACCUUGAAAGUUCACAACAAAACAUAAGCCUACAAUCAGCAAGUCUGGUUCAAGUCAUUGUCUUUCAAGAGCAUCAUACAGUCUUCUAAAUUUAUCAGUUGCCUAGAAUAUAGACGUAAAUGCCUGUCAGUAGAGCUGCCUUUUUGGAUUGGUUAUUGAAAUAUGUUGCCUUUUAUAGAUGUGAGCUUUAGUUGACAAUUUGUAUAAAGCUCUCGGAGCUCAAAUUCUGAAUUGAGUGUCAAAAUGUUUGCUAUCACUAAUAUUUUACCCACCACAGUUGCAACAUGUAAAAUAAGAUGUGUAAAGUGGAAUAUUUCGUUUUUUUUUGUUCAUCAAACAUAGCAGUCCAUAGAUAAAAGAUAUUUACAAUGUACAUGUUAUUUCAUUUUGCUCCUGUAUUUGCCGACCUUGUUUUCCAUGAAAGCUACGAGUCAUAUAUUUUUCGCUUACACAUUGUCGUUUUAUAGUAUAUGCUUGUUGGUUUGAAACCAAAUAAAAUGCAGACAUAGUUUGCAGAAAAAGUCAUUAGUUGACAAUUCCAUGUUAAUUUUUUUUGUCAUUAUGGAGAAUAGUGAAACACAGCUUGUUAUAUCUGGGAGUGCUUGAUUAUUUUGUUACAGAUGAAGUAAGUUAAGAAUAUGUUCCCCAAGUUGCUUUGACUUCUGAUUAUACAUACAUACUAUGCUCAUAUCUCUCCAAUAAUUGAACUUUAAGAACCAUAUUUUAUCAAACAGUUGCUAACAAGUUUUUUAAAAAGUCAGCACCUCUUCUUCAUUCGGUUAACUGUGAAAUAUUUGGAAAAAAAAAGAGUUUUUUUUGCCACUUCACACAUAUUGGUGUUUCAGAACAGGAAAUACAUUUCUAACAGUACAUGUAAUCAGAAGUGAAAUGAAUUUGAAGUUUAGACUAUUAAGUUGUGUAAAUGAGCCACACCAUGAGAAAACCAACAUAGAGCAUUUGCGACCAGCAUGGAUCCAGACCAGCCUGUGCAUACGUGCAGUCUGGUCAGGAUCCAUGCUGUUCGCAUUUAAAGCCUAUUGCAAUUAGAGAAACUGUUAGCGAACAGCAUGGAUCCUGACCAGACUGCGCGGGGGCGCAGGCUGGUCUGGAUCCAUGCUGGUCGCAGUUGCACUAUGUUGGUUUUGUCAUGGUGUGGCUCAAAUUAUUUUUGAACAUUUUAAAUACUGUCUGAGAUUGUUGAAUUAAGAUUGUAGUCAUUUUAUAUGCAAGUUGACAUGUUGUGAUACAGUAUUUACUUACACAUCAUUGCACCAAAGCCGUCAACUCAAGUGUUUCAGUUUGAACAGAUGUUCACUAGACUGUGCUUUAAUUUAUAAGGAAAGUCAGGACUUUAGUCUGGCCCAGUUAAUUUACCAAAGGCAGUGUGCAAACAUGUGUGUUGCAGUCAAGUGUUGAGUCUAUUUCUGUCUGUUCAUCAAAGACAGCCUGCACACAUUGUGUGUUAUACUGAUCCUCGAUUUGUAUAUUGUUAAUAGUAGACAGUUCAUGUUUCUCAAUUAAUGCAUUAACUUGUUUAAUUUAAAAACUGUCAGUUUGUAAAUUCUAAGUAUAUUACAAAAAUCAUCAAUUGAUCCACAUCACAUUUUCCAUAGUCAUUUUUAUUUUUAAUCAAGUCCACAUUUCAUUGUGACAGCUGUGGAUUUUUGUUUUUCAAUUCUUACUGAAGGGUAUUUUGAAACUAGACAAAAGUAUUUAUGUGAUCUCUAUUUAAUACUACUGAAACAGUUUUAUUCUCUACAUAUGUAAUUGUUAUCAUUAACGUAUUUAAACACAAUUUAGGUCCUCCAUGGCCAAAUGGAGUGCACUGACAUCCAAUCACUUGCCUGUCACCUGUACAGAUUGGAAGCUCCACUGGCUUAGACGGCUUUUGGUUCUUUCCAGGUACCCACCUGUAAUAAUGGUCAGAGGAGCUUCUAGAAUCUUGCUCUACCGUUAAAGAACUUGGAAUAAGUCAGCCUGCAUAUAUUAUGACUAUAGGUGGUUAUAUAUGUUAGGGUCUAUAUGCAUGUUCAACAUACACAAGGUUGUUAUGUAUGGGCUAUUCUAUCUAAUCAUACAGUAACAUGAUUUACUGCUAGCAGUGUUUUACUGGAUAAACUUUGUUUAAGUUAUUUUUACCUGAUAAAAAAUAGAGAUCAAUAGAAAACAGAAAAUGUCAACAAUUUUGUGUAUUUGCAGAAAUAAGACAUUGUUGUAUUUGAGAAGGGUUAGUGAUAUAAAAAUAUUUGUUGGUGUUUUGUAUCUAAAACAGAAAACAUAAUUGAGCCGUGCCAUGGGAAAACCAACAUAGUGGGUUUGCGACCAGCAUGGAUCCAGACCAGCCUGCGCAUCCGCGCAGUCUGGUCAGGCUCCAUGCUGUUCGCUUUUAAAGCCUAUUGGAAUUGGAGAAACUUUUAGCGAACAGCAUGGAUCCUGACCAGACUGCGCGGAUGCGCAGGCUGGUCUGGAUCCAUGCUGGUCGCAAAGCCACUAUGUUGGUUUUCCCAUGGCACGGCUCAAUUAUACUUUACAUUUACAAUUAAAGUAAAAUCUGAUACAUUUCUAACUUUAUUAACCAUAUAUUUCUAAAAUGGACACUUCAAGGUAUGAUUUAGAAGCAUAAAAACUCAAUAAUUACUUGUUUCUCGUCAGGUUUCUUACAAACAAGUUUUUGUUAAGGCUUUGUAUGCCCCACUUCGAAGAAGAGUGGAGGAAUAUUGUUUUGCUCAUUAUUGGUAGGUGGACCUUUUUGUUUCUGAUCAGUAACUAUGAAUGCCUGUCUUAAAAUGGUCAAACUUCAAAGGAUAAUUGCCUAUGGUGAGCAGAUGACCCCUAUAUUUUUGGAGGGUCAGUAGGUCAAAGGUCAAGGUCCACUCAAUAAAUAAAUAACACUUUGGCCUACAGUUACCAAAUUUCUUAGGGUGAUUGCCUGUGGUCACUAGAUGAUGUCUGUUGUUUUAUAGAUCAAAGAUCAAGGUCACAGUGACCUUGAGACUGAAAAUGUUUCUGCUCUAUAACUUAAGAACCCUUGAGUCUACUGCUUUUAAACUUCACAGGAUGGAUGCCUUUGGUCAAUGGAUAACCUCUGUUAUGGAGAUAAGUAGUUUAAAGGUCAAGUUCACAACGAUCUUGAGACUCGAAACAAUUUGUGCUGAAAAACUAAAGACUACUUUGGCCCACAGUCUGUAAACUUAAUUCAGUUUGGAUGAUUUCCUGCAGUCAGUAGAUGACCCUUAUAAUGUAUGAUGUUGGUCAGUCAUAGAGCAAAGUAAUUGUGAUCUCGGGACUGGAAGUGGGUCGGGCAGUUUGGGGGUUGAGGGUGUCCGUAUGUGUUUUACUGACGGCUCUUGUUUUGUUUUGGCUGUACAGUUCUUGUCUGAACCUCUCAUAAGUACACAAUAUUCUGAUACUUGAUACUGUUGUCCAUUUUAGAACUAUAUAUGCUGAAGAUUAGUUGUGAUUUAAUACUAUAAGAAACAGUUGCAUGCUAAUAGUCUAACUUGCAUGCAAGGGUAAUAGUCUUUAAACUUCCUGUUUGAACAAAUUGUUGAUAUAUAGUUGUAUGUUAUUGGGUAAAUGUUGGCCACAGGAUUGGGUAAUGUUCCCCCAAUCAUUAAAAACAACAAUACAUGUUCUCAUGUAUUCUUCACUGUAAUGCUUAUAAAGUUAAAACAUCGCCAA
Molecule: messenger RNA, 10876 nt
Organism: Mercenaria mercenaria
Lineage: Eukaryota; Metazoa; Mollusca; Bivalvia; Venerida; Veneridae
Exons: 6
Coding region: 134-1531 (465 amino acids)
Molecular function (GO): protein binding
Source: RefSeq, a predicted model, not a curated record